AUGAAUGAACCAAUUAGCGAGAUCGCUGCGAGACUUAUAGCUAUCUCGGUAGUCAUACUGUUUUUGCUGUGGGAGCAGUUGGGUUGGGCCUGUUUCGCGGGACUGGGAGUCAUCAUACUGUUCAUCCCAUUCCAGGGACUUAUGGGUCGACUGUUUCAGAGUGUUCGUCGAAAAACGGCUCAAUUAACGGAUACGAGGAUUAGGAUUAUGAAUGAAAUCAUAUCCGGUAUGCGAGUCAUAAAGAUGUAUACCUGGGAGCAGCCCUUCCAAGAUUUGGUGGCCGAGUCGCGAUUGAAAGAGAUACAACGGAUCAGACACUCGAGUCUAUUGAAAGCCAUAAAUUUGUCCUUUUAUUUCGUGGCCUCUCGUGUCAUACUAUACGCCUGUUUCGUCACAUUUGUAUAUACGGGCGGAAAACUGUCGGCCGAAUCGGUGUUCGUGACGAUGGCCUUCUUCAAUACGCUGCGAAACACAUUGACCCGACAUUUUCCGGCCGGAAUCGCGGCCACAGCGGAACUGGUGGUCGCCUGUCGCCGGAUUCAGGAUUUCUUAGUCCUCGACGAAAUUGACGAUUCAAACAAACCGAUUGAAUACAUGGCGUCAGUAUACUCGGGGAAAGCCGAUGGAAAUGGGGUUCCCGUAAGCCUUGAGAAACCUAUGAAACCAGUGGACGACAGAGAGAAAGGAGUUUUCAUUGAGAAUAUGAGCGUUCGUUGGAAUGAUGAAACCCUUGAGCCCACUCUGAAAGACAUUAGUGUUUGCGUAAAAUCUGGAGAGUUGUUAGCAGUGAUAGGAUCCGUUGGUAGUGGAAAGAGUUCACUAUUGAUGUCAAUCCUAAAUGAGCUGACAAUCACGUCGGGAUCAAUGGAGGUGAGGGGAACGGUAUCAUAUGCUCCACAAGAGUCGUGGGCCUUCAUAGCUAGCGUUAGAGACAAUAUUCUGUUCGGAACUGAAUAUAACGAACAGAAAUACAAUAACGUGGUUGAGGUGUGCGCUCUGGACAGGGAUUUCAAACUAUUCCCAUUCGGCGACAAAACCAUUUGCGGCGAGCGAGGGGUGUCGUUGAGUGGGGGCCAGAGGGCGAGGAUCGGGUUGGCGAGGGCUCUAUACCACGAGGCGGACAUCUAUUUGCUGGACGACCCCCUGUCGGCGGUGGACGCGCGCGUCGCUAAACAUCUCUUUCAAAAAUGUGCGGUGGAGUACCUGAAAGAUAAGGCCCGCGUGUUAGUCACCCAUCAGAUUCAGUUCCUAAAAGAGGCCCAUAAGAUACUGGUGCUAAACGAUGGGAAAUGUAUAGCUUUCGGCACGUACGCUGAGCUCUGGGAGUCUGGUAUCAAUUUCAUGUCAUAUAUAAACGAUGAUAAGCCGACUGAAACCAAAACCGACAAAAUGUUGCAAUUGAGUGAACACAGGAGGUUGCAAAGGGCCGUAUCAUUCACGUCAUCCCUGGCCAGUAGUAUUGUCGGCUCUGACGUGGAUCGCGAUCAGCCCCGGGAUGUGACUGAAUCGGAUGAGCCUAAACUCAAACAGGAGACCAAAAUGAUUGGAUCCAUUGAGUCGAGUGUGUAUUGGGAUUACGUGAAGGCAGGCGCCGGACCUAUCCUUAUAUUCGUCUCAUUUGUGUCGAUUCUUAUAUCCCAAAUCCUAUACCAGGGCAGCGAUUUCUGGCUUACCAUAUGGACUAAUGAAGUGGACAGUGAUACUAGCGUCGAUACAAAUUUCAAUGUAAUUAUAUACUCAGCACUGAUCGGCGGACUACUGGUGUCGGCCCUCAUAAGAACCACCACUUUCUUCGUGAUGUGUAUGCGCUCGUCGGUCAACCUUCACAACAGAAUAUUCCACUCGUUAUUGCGAGCGCCUAUACAUGUGUUUGAUAGCCAACCCAUUGGCCGUAUAUUAAAUAGGUUUACAAAGGACACCGGUAUUGUCGAUGAGCUCCUACCUGCAACUGCUUUUGAUUUGCAAAUGACACUAUCCCUGGUCAUCGGGGCCUUAAUUGCGAACACAAUCGUCAAUUGGUAUCUAAUAUUCCCGGCGAUACUGCUCUGUAUCGUAGUGUUUAUGUGCCGAUACUUCUACAUCAGUGCCGCCAGAGAUAUCAAACGUCUGGAGGGAUUGUCCCGGAGCCCAGUCUACUCUCACGUGAGCACAACCCUAUCGGGUCUGUCGACUGUGCGGGCAUUCGGCGCGCAACGUAUGUUUGAGACCCAGUUUGUGAGGCACCUGAACGACAACACCUCCACUUUCUUCCUAUUCAUCUGCACCUCCCGGGCCUUCGGUAUACUCAUGGACUGGGUGUGCGUCCUAUACAUCGGCGCUGUCGUCGCGUUUAUCAUGUCUUACGACGACCUGCCGGGCGGUGACGCCGGUCUCGCCCUAUCGUCGGCCCUAACACUGACGGGAAUGACUCAAUUCGGGGUGAAAUCAUCGGCCGAUCUCGAGUCCCAUAUGACAGCAGUCGAGCGAAUGCUAGAGUACUCCCGAAUCAAACCCGAGCGGGAGUUGGAGUCCCGUCCCGACCGGAAACCAGUGCCCGAAUGGCCACAAACGGGUGAAAUCUUGUUCAAAGACGUGAGCCUUCGGUACAACGAGUCGCCGACAAAAGUCCUCAAAGCCAUCAAUUGUGUCUUAAAAGGGGGCGAAAAAGUGGGAGUCGUGGGCCGUACCGGCGCCGGGAAGUCGUCCCUCGUGGCGGCCCUCUUCCGGCUGACCGAACCCGAGGGACAGAUUCUCAUCGAUGGGGUCGACAUUCAGACGAUUGGUUUGCACGACUUGAGGCGUCAGAUAGCGAUCAUACCUCAAGAGCCGGUGCUCUUCACGGGUAGUGUCCGUAAGAAUUUGGAUCCGUUUGGUGACCGGCCGGACGACCAUCUCUGGGCCGCGCUGGCAGAGGUGCAGCUCCGGGAUGUAGUGACCCAAUUGGGGGGACAGUUGGACGCACUGGUGACAGAAGGGGGCAGUAAUUUCAGCGUAGGCCAGCGACAGUUGGUAUGCCUGGCCCGGGCUAUACUGCGUGACAAUAGGGUCCUAGUCUUGGAUGAGGCGACGGCUAAUGUCGACCACAGAACCGAUGCUCUCAUUCAGAGGACUAUUAGAGAAAAGUUUCGGUUUUGUACUGUCAUUACGAUUGCCCACAGACUCCACACUAUCAUAGACUCCGACAAAGUUAUGGUGUUGGAUGCGGGAGAAGUGGUUGAGUGCGGAAUACCACACACUUUGCUCGAGAAAAGUGACGGACUGUUCACCAAAUUAGUGGAUCAGACGGAAAAGCAUAUGUCCAUUAGGUUGAGACAAAUGGCUAAACAAUAUUUUACUAAUAAGUAUGAUGUCUAUGAAAAUGAUAGUCUGAAUGAAAAAGACACUGAAAGCGAUUGA
This is a messenger RNA of Oppiella nova, 3375 nucleotides long. Lineage: Eukaryota; Metazoa; Arthropoda; Arachnida; Sarcoptiformes; Oppiidae. The record is from the annotation of a GenBank genome assembly.